Molecule: messenger RNA, 8420 nt
Organism: Arachis ipaensis
Lineage: Eukaryota; Viridiplantae; Streptophyta; Magnoliopsida; Fabales; Fabaceae
Source: RefSeq, a predicted model, not a curated record
AUUAGCCAAGCUGCAGCGCAGUAGUCAGUACUGCACCGGUGCACCCAACCAAAAACCCUAAGCAUUUCACUGCAAAGGGAAAUCACUCGUCAACUGAAACACACCGUGUGAACUGUGAACCUGUGUUCUGUAUACUGAACAAAACUGUACUUGCUUCAAACUCAUCCGAUUCUGAAUUUCGCAGUGUUCAACAAUGGCGGAAUCGCUGCAAUCUCUUGUGUCACUAUCCGAAUUGGUUUCAACUUCCUCAACUAACCAGCGCCUUCGGAUAUUCCGUCGCGAAAUCCCCGCCUUCUUGAGUAGUUCUACUCCAGAUAUGCCAGCAGAGGUUGCGUCAUUGUUGACGGAUGUAGUAUUCAGAACGGUUUCAAUCUACGAUGAUCUCAGAUCGAGGAAAGCCGUUGAUGAAGUCAUUGUGAAGGCUUUGAGUGAAACGGUUUUCAUGAAGACUUUUGCGGCGGCGCUUGUUCAGAGCAUGGAGAAGCAGCUCAAGGCCCAAUCGCAUGUCGGAAGCUACAGGCUUCUCAGCUGGUCGUGCUUACUAUUGAGCAAGAGCCAGUUCGCUUCUGUUUCCAAGAAUGCUUUGUGUAGAGUGGCCGCGGCGCAAGCGUCUUUGCUUAGUAUUGUUUCUCCAAGAUCCUUUCGCGAGCGCAGGGCUUGCAGGAAGAAGUUUUUCCAUUUGUUUUCCAAGUCACCAGGUAUUUAUAAAGUCUACAUUGAGGAAAUCAAGAAUGGGCGAAUACCAUACAAGGAUAGUCCUGAAUUAUUAUUGUUGUUAUUGGAGUUCUCAAGUCGUACUCCUACUUUAUUUGGAGAACUUAAGCUGGCUUUUCUUGAUAUAUAUGUCAAUGCAAUACUGACCGCCAAAGAUAAGCCCAGUAGGAGUCUCAUAGAAGCAUUUCAUCCUCUUUAUUUGCAAAUGUCACAUCAAGAUUUUCAGAGUACUGUGAUACCCUCUGCUGUGAAAAUGCUAAAACGAAACCCAGAGAUUGUCUUGGAGUCUAUUGGAAUUCUUUUGGAGUCUGUUAGCCUUGAUUUGAGCAAGUAUGCCGAUGAAAUUCUUUCAGUAGUACUAGCACAGGCUCGACAUGCUGAUGAAGGGAGAAGGGGUGGUGCAUUAACCAUAGUCAGGAGUCUGAGCCAAAAAACUAGCAACCCAGAUGCAUUAGAGACCAUGUUCAAUGCUGUAAAAGCCAUUAUUAAAGGUUCAGAAGGAAGGCUGGCUCUGCCAUACCAGAGAGUAGGGAUGGUAAAUGCAAUACAGGAAUUAUCUAAUGCUCCAGAUGGGAAAUAUCUCAUCAAUUUGGCGCGCAUGAUAUGUGAUUUUCUUUUAUCAUACUACAAGGAGGAUGGAAAUGAAGAGGUUAAAAUUGUGAUUUUGUCAGCUAUAGCUUCUUGGGCAGUUAGAUCUACUGAUAUCAUUGAAGAUAAUUUAAUUUCCUUUUUGGUUUCUGGAUUCAAAGAGAAGGAAACUUUAAGAAGGGGUUUCCUACGCAGUCUACAUGCAAUAUCCAAAAACGCAGAUGCUGUCUUAAAGAUGUCACCUUUGCUUGGUCCUCUUGUCCAACUUGUGAAAACUGGAUUUACCAAGGCAGUGCAACGUUUAGAUGGCAUAUAUGCAUUGUUAUUAGUUGGGAAGAUAGCUGCUGUUGAUAUUAAAGCUGAGGAAACGUUGGCAAAGGAAAAGAUAUGGUCUUUGGUGUCACAAAGUGAACCUUCAGUUAUGCCAAUUUCGAUGGCAUCAAAGCUUUCAAUCGAAGAUAGCAUGGCAUGUGUUGAUCUUCUUGAAGUGCUUCUCCUUGAGCAUUUACAGCGAACUUCAUCCAACUUCUCAGUGAGAUUGCUGUUGCAGCUGAUGAUAUUUUUUAUGUGCCAUCCAAGUUGGGAUAUUCGAAGAAUGACAUAUAAUGUUGCAAAGAGGAUUAUUACUUCUGCUCCGCAUUUAUCUGAAGAUAUUUUCUUUGAAUUUUCAAAAUACCUCUCUUUGGUUGGAGAGAAGCUUAUGGCUUCAAAAAUGAGUGACAUUGAUGUUUCCUUGGACCCUCAAAUUCCAUGCAUUCCAUCUGUUGAGAUUUUGGUAAAGGCUUUGCUGACUAUGUCACCAGCAGCUCUAAAACACUCUCCAGAUUCAUUUGUCAAAAUAAUAUUUUGCUCGCAUCACCCGUGUGUGGUUGGUAGUGCAAAAAGAGAUGCAGUGUGGAAGAGGCUCUUUAGGUGUUUGCAAUCACACGAUUUUGAUGUUAUUGGUGUCCUUUCUGCUAACGCAGUGAAUCUCAUACAGGUCUUACUGGGACCCAUGGGUUUGAAGAGUGUUAAUCCACUUGAACAAGAAGCAGCAAUAUCAUCUCUGUGCACUUUGAUGUCCAUAGUUCCUGCAGAUGCAUAUACUGAGUUUGAAAAUCAUUUGCUAAAUCUUCCUGAACGUUUUUCACAUGAUACACUUUCUGAGAAUGACAUUCAGAUUUUUCGUACUCCUGAAGGAAUGCUUUCCACUGAGCAAGGAGUUUAUGUUGCUGAAUCUGUUGCUAGUAAGAACACAAGACAAGCAAAGGGUCGCUUCCGUAUGUAUGAUGAUGAAGAUGGCCUGGAUAAUUCCCGUUCGAAUCAUUUGCCAAAGAGAGAUCCACCUAGCCGAGAUAUAGCUUCCGAGUCUAAAGCUUUUGCUGAUUUGUUUUGUUAUUUAGACAAAGGGAAGACUGCAAAGGAGGAGGCAAGAGAAUUACAGCUUAAGGAGGAGGCUUCGAUACGUGAUAGAGUCCAUGAAAUACAAGACCAUCUGUCAUUGAUGCUCAGAGCUCUUGGAGAUAUGGCGAUUGCUAAUACAGUUUUUGCCCAUAGUAGACUGCCUUCAAUGGUCAAGUUUGUUGAACCUUUAUUACGGUCACCUAUUGUAAGUGAUGAAGCCUUUGAAACCAUGGUGAAAUUAUCAAGAUGCACUGCUCCUCCUCUAUGUGAUUGGGCACUUGAUAUUUCUACUGCAUUGCGUCUUAUUGUGAUUGAUGAAGUUCAUGUUCUGUUGGAUCGGGUUCCAUCUGAUGCUGAAGAGGAAGUGCAUGAGAGGCCGUCCCUUGGCCUUUUUGAUCGAAUCUUAGAUGGCCUAUCCACAUCUUGUAAAUCAGGAGCACUUCCUGUUGAUUCUUUUUCAUUUGUGUUCCCUAUAAUGGAGAGAAUUCUGCUAUGCUCAAAGAAAACAAAAUUUCAUGAUGACGUACUUCGGAUACUUUAUUUGCACCUGGAUCCCCAUCUACCUCUUCCUAGGAUUCGAAUGUUAUCGGUACUUUAUCAUGUCCUUGGUGUUGUUCCGGCCUAUCAAGCAUCAAUAGCUCCUGCACUAAAUGAAUUGAGUCUUGGUUUGCAACCUGAUGAUGUUGCCUCUGCCCUUUAUGGAGUUUAUGCGAAAGAUGUUCAUGUUAGAAUGGCAUGUUUAAAUGCGGUAAAAUGUAUCCCCGCCGUUGCCAAUCGUUCCCUCCCUGAGAGCGUUGAGGUUGCAACAAGUAUAUGGAUAGCAUUACAUGACUCGGAGAAGUCAGUUGCUGAAGUGGCAGAGGAAAUAUGGGAUCAUUAUGGGUUUGACUUUGGAACUGACUUUUCCAGACUUUUCAAAGCACUUUCUCAUGUUAACUACAAUGUGCGCUUGGCAGCUGCUGAGGCAUUAGCUGCUGCUCUGGAUGAGUACCCAGAUUCUAUACAAGAGUCCCUUUCCACUUUAUUUUCAUUGUACAUUUCUGACAUGGGUGUUGGACAUGACAACAUUGAUGCUGGUUGGCUGGGUAGGCAAGGUGUAGCAUUGGCGUUACAUUCUGCAGCUGAUGUUUUGAGAACCAAAGACUUGCCUGUUGUUAUGACAUUUCUAAUAUCGAGAGCACUGGCUGAUCCAAAUGCUGAUGUCAGAGGUAGAAUGAUUAAUGCUGGCAUCUUGAUUAUUGAUAAACAUGGGAAAGAUAACGUAUCAUUGUUAUUCCCCAUCUUUGAGAACUACUUAAACAAAACUGCACCAGAUGAAGAAAAAUAUGACUUAGUUAGGGAGGGUGUGGUUAUUUUUACUGGAGCAUUAGCAAAACACUUGGCAAAGGAUGAUCCGAAGGUUCAUGCUGUUGUGGAAAAACUGUUGGAUGUUCUGAACACUCCAUCCGAAGCUGUUCAACGGGCUGUUUCCUCUUGUUUGUCUCCACUGAUGAAAUCAAAACAAGAUGAUGCUGCUGCUCUUAUUACUCGGCUGCUGGAUCAGAUGAUGAAAAGUGAUAAAUAUGGAGAACGCCGUGGGGCUGCUUUUGGGCUUGCAGGAGUUGUCAAGGGAUUUGGCCUUCCUUGCUUGAAAACUUAUAGGGUUGUCAUUAAGCUUCAAGAGGGUCUGACUGAAAGGAACUCUGCAAAAUCUCGUGAAGGAGCUUUACUCGGAUUUGAAUGCCUUUGUGAAACACUUGGAAGACUAUUUGAACCGUAUGUGAUUCAGAUGUUACCAUUGCUCUUGGUUUCAUUCUCUGAUCAAGUUGUUGCAGUUCGUGACGCAGCUGAAUGCGCUGCUCGUGCAAUGAUGUCACAGCUUAGUGCCCAAGGAGUGAAGCUUGUCCUUCCGUCUCUUUUGAAGGGUCUUGAAGAUAAAGCUUGGAGGACAAAACAAAGUAGUGUGCAACUUCUGGGUGCUAUGGCUUAUUGUGCUCCUCGACAGUUGUCUCAGUGCCUCCCUAAGAUUGUGCCCAAAUUGACUGAGGUUUUAACUGAUACCCAUCCUAAAGUCCAGUCAGCUGGGCAAAUGGCCCUUCAACAGGUUGGGAGCGUGAUAAAGAAUCCUGAAAUAUCUGCUCUGGUCCCUACUUUACUCAAGGGACUCAGUGAUCCUAAUGAGCAUACAAAAUAUUCCCUUGAUAUUCUUCUUCAAACGACCUUCGUCAAUUCCAUUGAUGCCCCCUCACUUGCAUUAUUGGUGCCAAUAGUACAUAGAGGACUUCGGGAAAGGAGUGCUGACACUAAGAAGAGGGCAGCACAAAUAGUUGGAAACAUGUGUUCCUUGGUUACAGAACCAAAGGAUAUGAUUCCAUAUAUAGGAUUGUUGCUUCCUGAAGUAAAGAAGGUUCUUGUGGAUCCUAUCCCUGAAGUUCGAUCAGUUGCUGCAAGAGCCAUUGGAUCCCUUAUAGGAGGAAUGGGCGAAGAAAAUUUCCCUGAUCUUGUCCCAUGGUUGUUUGAAACACUAAAAUCUGAUAACAGUAAUGUUGAGCGAUCUGGAGCAGCUCAAGGGUUGAGUGAGGUCUUAGCUGCACUUGGCAUCCAGUACUUUGAGCAUGUACUUCCUGAUAUUAUUCGAAAUUGCUCCCACCAAAAAGCAUCAGUACGAGAUGGAUAUUUGACAUUGUUCAAGUACUUGCCACGGUCAUUAGGAGUCCAGUUCCAGAAUUAUCUUCCACAGGUGCUGCCUGCUAUCCUAGACGGUCUUGCUGAUGAGAAUGAAUCUGUACGUGAUGCUGCACUAGGCGCUGGCCAUGUCCUUGUUGAGCAUUAUGCUGCAUCAUCUCUACCUCUUCUCCUUCCAGCAGUAGAGGAUGGAAUUUUUAAUGAUAAUUGGCGGAUUCGACAGAGCUCAGUUGAGCUGCUGGGUGAUCUAUUAUUCAAGGUUGCUGGAACAUCUGGUAAAGCUCUGCUUGAGGGGGGCAGUGAUGAUGAAGGUUCUAGUACUGAGGCUCAUGGACGUGCUAUUAUUGAGGUUCUGGGGCUUGAUAAGCGUAACGAAGUACUUGCUGCAUUAUAUAUGGUUCGAGCUGAUGUUAGUCUGUCAGUACGUCAGGCUGCUUUGCACGUGUGGAAGACUAUUGUAGCAAAUACUCCUAAGACUCUUAGGGAAAUUAUGCCUAUUCUGAUGGAUACUUUAAUUUCAUCCCUUGCAUCGUCAUCCUCUGAAAGACGGCAGGUUGCCGGACGAUCAUUGGGUGAGCUAGUCAGGAAACUUGGUGAACGUGUGCUCCCCUUGAUAAUCCCAAUCUUAUCCCAGGGCCUGAGUGACCCUGACAGCAGCAGAAGACAGGGUGUAUGUGUUGGUCUGAGUGAAGUUAUGGCAAGCGCGGGCAAGAGUCAGUUGUUGAGUUUCAUGAAUGAUCUCAUUCCCACUAUUCGGAAUGCGCUUUGUGAUAGUGUGCCUGAGGUUCGUGAAUCAGCUGGCUUGGCAUUCAGCACUCUCUAUAAGAGUGCUGGAAUGCAAGCUAUUGAUGAAAUUGUUCCCACUCUUCUACAUGCACUGGAGGACGAUGAAACUUCCGAUACUGCACUUGAUGGCCUUAAACAAAUUCUAAGUGUCAGAACAAGUGCAGUAUUGCCACACAUCUUGCCUAAACUGGUUCAUCUUCCAUUGUCUGCCUUCCAUGCACAUGCAUUAGGGGCUUUAGCAGAGGUUGCUGGUUCUGGCCUUAACUUUCAUCUUGGUACUGUGCUUCCUCCUUUGUUAUCAGCAAUGGGUGAUGAAGACAAGGAGGUUCAAGCUUCAGCUAAGGAGGCAGCUGAAACAGUGGUUCUGGUCAUUGAUGAGGAAGGUGUGGAGUCACUCAUAUCAGAGCUUGUGAAAGGUGUUAAUGACAGUCAGGCUGCUGUCAGAAGAUCAUCUGCAUAUCUUAUAGGAUAUUUAUUCAAAAACAGCAAGUUAUAUCUGGAUGAUGAAGCUCCAAACAUGAUAUCUACCCUAAUCAUUUUACUGAGCGAUCCUGAUUCAUCUACAGUUACUGUUGCUUGGGAAGCUUUGUCACGGGUUAUUGCUUCCGUACCCAAGGAGGUACUUCCUUCAUACAUAAAACUAGUUCGUGAUGCAGUAUCAACAUCCCGAGAUAAGGAGCGCAGAAAGAAGAAGGGUGGACCAAUUCUCAUACCUGGAUUUUGUCUUCCUAAAGCACUUCAGCCUAUAUUGCCAAUUUUUCUCCAAGGUCUCAUAAGCGGUUCUGCUGAACUGAGGGAGCAAGCAGCAUUGGGUCUUGGUGAACUGAUAGAGGUUACCAGCGAACAAUCACUCAAAGACUUUGUCAUCCCAAUAACAGGGCCUCUUAUCCGCAUAAUAGGUGAUCGGUUCCCAUGGCAGGUGAAGAGUGCUAUUUUGUCUACUCUAACCAUCAUGAUAAGGAAGGGUGGCAUCUCCCUGAAGCCUUUUCUUCCUCAGUUGCAAACGACAUUUGUCAAAUGUCUACAGGACAGUACAAGAACUGUUCGUUCUAGUGCUGCCUUAGCACUUGGGAAACUUAGUGGCCUCAGUACCAGGGUUGAUCCUUUAGUUGGCGAUUUGUUAUCCAAUCUGCAGGGAUCAGAUGGUGGUGUUCGUGAAGCUAUUCUGAGUGCUUUGAAAGGUGUCUUGAAGCAUGCUGGUAAGAACGUGAGUUCUGCUGUCAGGAAUCGUGUUUACACUGUUCUGAAGGAUUUAAUACAUCAUGAUGAUGACAAAGUUCGAGCAUAUGCUGCAAACAUUUUGGGUGUCUUGACACAGUACCUUGAAGAUGUUCAGCUGACUGAGUUGGUUCAGGAACUUGCCAGUCUAGCUAAUUCGCCAAGCUGGGCUCCUCGACAUGGCUCUUUGCUCACAAUCUCUUCCUUGUUCCAACACAGUCCAUCUGCAAUUUGUUCAUCACCCUUGUUCCCAGCUAUUGUAGAUCGUCUUCGAGACUCAUUGAAGGAUGAGAAGUUCCCUCUCCGGGAAACUUCAACCAAGGCAUUGGGGAGGCUGCUUCUUUAUAAAGCACAGAUGGAUCCUUCUGACACACUAUUGUACAAAGAUGUUCUUUCAAUGCUUGCUUCGUCUACACAUGAUGACUCUAGUGAAGUUAGAAGAAGAGCCUUGUCUGCUAUAAAGGCUGUUGCCAAAGCGAAUCCUUCAGCCAUUUUGUCACACGGAUCCAUCAUUGGUCCUGCCCUAGCGGACAGUUUAAAGGAUGCAAAUACUCCUGUGAGACUCGCCGCCGAACGAUGCAUUCUACAUGCUUUUCAACUGACAAAGGGUCCAGAAAAUGUCCAAGCAGUACAGAAGUUUAUCACUGGCUUGGAUGCUAGACGAUUAUCAAAGCUUCCUGAAUAUAGUGAUGAUAGUGGAGACAGUGAUGAAGACACGUCAAGUUCCUGAGGUAGUUGGUGUUUCAUUAAAAGUGUGUUGUUCUUCUUUUAAGGAGCUGAUGCCAAAUUUUCAUUAUCACCAAAUUUUUGGUUCCACAAUGUUAGUCAGAGAUAUAGAAUAUAGAUAUAUACACAAUUGGAGGCUAGAUACCCAAUUUUUUUCCGCCUGGGUAUUCGAUUGUGUCUAUAAUUGUAAAUCAGAGUAUCUAUUUAUUGCUGAUCAAUUAUAUUUUUAUUUUUGCGAAUAUAUUGUGCUGGUUUUCUAAUGUCAUCAGCACUGGCUUUUUCAUACAAUAAUGUUCUCAUAACAGCAUUUAUUUUGCCAUAUCCGUUCAUUCUAUUUUCCU